UUUAACCUUUGCAGCCUAUUUUUUGUUUCAUGUUCUUUUUUUUGUUUCUCUUCUAUUCUACGUUGAUUUACAAGAGAAGUCCCUUUGAGAACUAUAAUUUGUCGUUGAUAAAAUUAGGGUUGAAAUUAGGUCUUUUUUUUUUUUUUUUAAAACAAUUUGAAUGAAAAUUUUUGUUGUUUGAGGCAGUGAAGGAUUUAGGGUUUUUUGAGGUGAACGUAUGGCUAGUGAGACUCGAUCUGGAAGGAAAAAUAAGGAUACUGAGAGCAAUAAUAAAUCAAAGAACAAGUCUGAUAAAGGUUCAUUAAGUUCUGGCUGUGGGAAGACAGAUAGGCCCAGUUUAAGAAGCUCAGAUCGAGAAACAAAGCAAGCGGCUUCAAGCCCAUCAAGUACAAGGAAGUCCAAGCGUCUUGAGAAGCAGUCUCCAUCCCCGCUAGCUGUUAAGAAGAGAGCUGGAGUAAUUGAGAAACCGAAUUCUCCGAGCCCUUUAAGAAGGUCUGACAGGGGUAAGAAACAUACCCCAUCUAGCUCGUCAAGAUCAAGUAACUUAGGAAUAGGAUCCGGUUCAUCUAGUGUUAAGAAGAAGGAAAAAAAAGAGAAAAGUGUGAAGGAGCUGAUAAUGGAAUCUGAAAGUCAUAGCACUAGCAGGGAAAAUGGUGCAGCUUCUGUUAGCUUGAAAAGGACAAACAUGGAUUCCCAUAGUUACAAGGCAUUGUUCAAAACGCAAAGAAAAAGAUUUACUGCACCAGAAAUUAAUGACAAGUUGGAAAGACCAAAGAAGAAAUCAAAAGUUGAUAGCAUUGCCAGUGAUGAGACAGACUGCAAGCUAAUCAAUGGGGAUAAUGAAUCUCAUGAAAGAGUUGCAAAAGAGUUGAAAGAAGAUCAUCCUGAUGAGGUUGCUUCUGCGAGGUCCAUUUCUAGCUUAGAAGCUUCUGUUGCAGAUGCUUCGGUAAAUGAUGUAGAGGAAUUGCCAUAUACAGAAAAGUCUGCUGCUCUUCCUGCAGAAAAUGGUUCGGAAGUAUCUAAAAAUGGUUGUACAGUGGGAGAAAUUUCUGGUGAUUCCAAAAGGGUACCGGGGGGUUGCUCUGUGCCGGAGGAUAAUAUGCAUAUCGCUGAGUUGGCAUGUUCCACUUCUACAAAUGGUGAUAUAAUUCUGAGAAGUGGUGAACUAGACAUGGUUAAUUGUCCUGAGAUGCAUAAUAAUACAUGUGACUUGGCUGAAGUGUCUGCUCCACCACUAGGUGAUCUUGAAAAGCUUGGUUACGGUGGGACUUGUGCUUCAUGCUCUAGACGGAUAAGGUUAAAUCAUGACUCUCCAGAGGAGGAGCUGUGUUCAUGUGCUGGAAUGUCAGGCAGGGAUUACAGUAACCUUUCUUGUCUCAAGGAUAGAGUUGGUUCUGAAGCUGCAAUUCUUUUGGAUUCUGGGGAAGGAUGCAAUAUGCAAUUGAAUCAGGCGCUUUCAGUAACUCCAAGGGGCAGUGAUGAAAAAAUGUGCGCCAUAUGCAAGCAAGGUGGAAAGAUACUGAUCUGCGAUGGAAGAGGUUGCAAGAGAUGCUAUCAUCUCUCUUGCUUAGAUCCCCCACUAGAUGAUUUCCCACCAGGAGCUUGGCAUUGUACCUGGUGUGUCAAGAAAAAGAUUGAAUCUGGUGUACAUUCAGUGACGGAAGGAGUAGAAUCAAUUUGGGAUGUUAGAGAAGUGGAAGUAGCAGGUGCCAAAGGAAUGCAUAGGCAGAAGCAGUAUCUUGUUAAAUAUCAAGGUCUUGCUCAUGCACACAAUCAUUGGGUUGCGGAGGCACAAUUGCUUAUUGAUGCACCAUUGCUUAUUGCAAGCUAUAAUCAUAAGAAUCAGGAUGUGAGGUGGAUCUCAGAGUGGACAGUGCCACAUCGUCUCUUGAAGAAAAGACCACUGAUGUUCUCCAAGCUGCAUGGUCAAGAUGCAGGUGAUAAUAACAAAUGCCUGUUUGAAUGGCUUGUGAAAUGGAAGGGCCUUGGUUAUGAGUAUGCUACAUGGGAAUUGGGGAAUGCUAGUUUUCUGAACUCACAGCAUGGUGAAAUCCUCAUCAAGAAGUUCAAUAUUCGUCGCGAAAAGGCAAAAGAGAGAAUUGACAAGAAUCAUAGGGGGCCGCUUGUCAAACUGUCAGAACUUUCUGCAGGAAGUUCACUUAUAACAGAUUCUAAAAUGCUGAACAGUCUGAACAAGCUACGCGAGUGUUGGUUGAAGUGCCAAAACACUGCUGUCUUUGAGGACCAGGAUCGUAUGAUGAAGAUGGUUUUGUUUAUUCUAUCUUUGUCUGAUGUCUGCUGUCCAGUCCUUAUUGUCACAACUUCAAGUUUACUUUCCCAGUGGGAAGCUGAAUUUACACGAUGGGCACCAAGUAUUGAUGUUGUAGUGUACAGUGGAAUCCGAGAUUCUAGAAGGAGAAUCAAGUCAUUGGAGUUCUAUGACGAAGGUGGUUUCAUGAUGCUUCAAGUGCUUUUAUCAUCUCUGGAAGCUGUCAUUGAGGAUGUAGAAAUAUUGAGCGGCUUGAGUUGGGAAGUGACUAUUAUUGAUGACUGCCAAAAAUUAGGAGUUUCUGCUCGUGUGGAGCAAAUUGUGGAGCAAAUUAACAUGCUUGCUACUGGUGUAAGGGUGCUUCUUUUUAAUGGUCCAAAGAAGAUCACCUCAUCUGAGUACAUUAAUCUACUCUCGUUGCUCCAAUGUAAAUUUGGUCUGGACAAGACUGGUGGCGUGGAAUCUGACGUCAAUGACCAUCUUGGAAAACUGAAGAGACACACAGAGGUCGCUGCACCUUGCAGCAAGCCUGAAUCUUCACACACAAAGGUUGCUGCACCUUGCAGCAAGCCUGAAUCUUCACACACAAAGGUCACUGCACCUUGCAGCAAGCCUGAAUCUUCACACACAAAGGUCACUGCACCUUGCAGCAAGCCUGAAUCUUCCAAGUUUGUGGAGUAUUGGGUUCCUGUUCAGAUUUCUGACUUGCAGCUUGAGCAGUAUUGUGCUACCUUACUCACAAAUUUUGAUGCUCUUCGCACUUACUCUAAAAGUGAUCCUGUUGGGGCUCUCCGCGAUAUUUUUCUUUCUGUGCGAAAGUGUUGUGAUCAUCCAUAUAUUCUGGAUCCAUUGCUGCAACCCUUCAAUAAAGGGCUUUCUCCUGCUGAAAUUCUGGAAGUAGGAAUAAAAGCAAGUGGAAAACUACAAUUCCUUGACAAGAUGCUUGCGGAGAUGAGACUCCGACAACAUAGAGUGGUUGUCCUUUUUCAGUCUAUUGUUGGCAACAAGGCAUCGAUUGGUGAUAUUUUGGAUGAUUUUCUUCGUCAAAGAUUUGGUGAAGAUUCUUAUGAAAGAGUUGAGUCAGGUGUUGUUUCGUCCAAGAAACAAGCUUCGCUUCACAUGUUUAACAAGAAGGAAAGUGGGCGCUUUGUUCUUUUACUAGAGAAUCGUGUUUGCCUUCCGAGUAUCAAACUGUCAUCAGUUGAUAGUGUUAUUAUAUAUGAUAGUGAGACAAAUCCCGCAAAUGACUUGAGACAACUUCAGAAGAUAUCAAUAGAUUCAGAGUCUAAAUAUAUCAGAGUUUUCCGGCUGUAUUCAUGUUUUACUGUAGAAGAAAGAGCCCUUGUCCUUGCUAAACAGGACCUGAAUCUUGAUAGUAACUUGCAUAGCAUAAGUCGGAGCCCCAAUAACACCCUUAUGUGGGGAGCCUCAAAUUUGUUCAGUAGAUUGGAUGAGUACCACUCUGAAGGCACUCCAACCUCAAUUUCAAGUAACUCAUCAGGGCCAUUGCUUUUAAAUGACGUUAUUAGCGAGUUCUCUGCAAUAAUUUCUAAUAGCUCUGACGACAAGGACAUAUGUCAUUCCAUUAUUUCAAAAGUUCAAAUGAGCAUGGGAACUUACAGUGCUAAUAUCCCGAUGCUUGGUGAGAAAAAAAUGGAGUUGAAAAUUGGAGAAGAACCUCAUGUUUUUUGGAAAGCGCUGUUGGAAAGAAGAAAUCCACAGUGGAAAAAUUUAAGCAGAGCAACAACCCCAAGGAACAGAAAGAGAGUUCAAUACUUUGAUGAAUCCCUGCAUCCACCUAAUGGAAAUGAUGAAAUAGGAAAGAAACGCAGGAAGGUGGUAACCCAUAGUGUGGAUGCAAUCCCCACUCACCGCUCACCUGGAAGAGGUGAAGUUGCAGCCUCCAAAGGAGGAGGUGCUCAUGAAAAUGAUGAUAUUGGUGGGGAGCAUGUUUCUAGGUCUCCGUCUCAUCUGUUGCAUGAGGCAAAACUUGUUAGGCCUGAAGAAAGACGAAUACUCAACGAGCAGAAAAGCCUACACAUCCAUCUGAAAGCCGAGUUUGCAAAACUGUUUGAAGUGCUAAAACUUUCGGACGCUGUCAAACAUACAGUGGGAAAGUUUCUGGAAUAUGUCAUGGAGAAUCAUCAUGUUAAUAGGGAACCUGCAACAAUUUUACAGGCUUUCCAGUUAUCUCUGUGUUGGGUUGCAGCUUCAAUCUUAAAGCAAAAGAUUGACAAAGAGGAGACAUUCUCGCUAGCAAAGCAGCACUUACAGUUUGGAUGCACUGAGGAAGAGACAAACAGUGUCUGUCUGAGGAUCCGUUCCUUGAAAAAGUCGUUCCUACAGCAGUUGGAUCAAAAUGAUAAUGCUUCAAGUUCUUCCAAGUGUUCUUUAUCAGCUGCGAGAUCUGUUGCAGAAGAACCAUCAACAGGAAGCAUGUCACACGCUGUAGAAUCUCCCCAGCUGAAUGUGCAAAAGGAAAUGGAAGAAACAUUGCAAGUUAAAAAGUUGUCCAGGGAAUGCAUUGUGACGCCUAAAGAAGAACUUGUGGAUAUUGAAAGGGAAAACUUCAUUAAGGAGGUCCAGUAUAGAUGUGAGAGGCGAAUGUCAAAACUGGUACAAAAGCAAAAGGAGGAAAUUGAAGAGUUCCAGAAAAUAUGGGAAAAGAAGAAGGAAGAGCUUGAGGAGGAUUACAGACUGCAUUUUGCUGUUCUUCGGUCUAUAUAUGGUCAGAAUGCUGCAACAAAGGAUAAACAAAAAACAUUAGAAACUGAAUUUUCAAGAAAAAUGCAAGAGCUCAAAUGCCACAAGGAUCAGCACCUUAAAGAGCUUGAGGUAGAACACUCUGCUAUGAAGAACGAGGAAAUACAGAAGGCUGCUUCUUGGUUGGCCAAAGCAAAUUCCUUUAGGGGGGGUGUUGGAUCUUAUCCGAUAGAUGGCGUAGGGCGCUCUCAGGAAAAUGUAAAUGUCUCUCACAAUUCUCUCAAGAUUGUUCGCUCUGUAUCCGAACAUCGUGUUGAGGAACUGAAUGCAGGUAAUAUUUUGGAUAGCAUGCGGUCUGAUGUACCAGCAUCUACUUCUGAUGAGGUAGAUAUUCUUCCUAUUGAAUCUACAAAUGUUUUAUCAACUCCAGCUACAGAGGACCUAGCUGGGGUCAAGUCUGUCGAUGGAGGAUUGGUUGCUAUAUCCAAGCGGUCGAAUGAAUUAGGUGAUCCAAAUGUACCUGCAUCUACUUCUGAUGAGUCAAAUAUUCUUCCUAUUGAAACUACAAAUGUUUCAACAACGCCAGCUAUGGAGGAGCAAGUUGAGAUUGUGCCCACAGCUGGAGAGUUAGUUGCUAGAUCCAAUCAGCUAGAGCCUAAUGAACGUGGUGAUCUAGGUGGUAGUUCAGAGGGAAUUGGAGCAUUGGAUGCUAGAUCCAACCAGCCUAAUGAAGUAGGUGAUCCAGAUCUACCAGCAUCUACUUCCGAUAAGUCAAAUGUUGUUCCUGUUGAAACUUCAAAUGUUUUAACAAUGCCAGCAACCGAGAAGCAAGUUGCUGAUGCAUUGGUUGCUAAAUCCAACCAGCCUAAUGAAGUAGGUGAUCCAGAUGUACCUCCAUCUACUUCCAAUGUGUCAAAUAUUCUUCCUGUUGAAACUUCAAAUGUUUUAACAACACCGGCAACAGAGGAGCAAGUUGGGAUCCCCUCCACGGCUGAAGCAUUGGUUGCUAGAUCCAAGAAGCCUAAUGAAGUGGGUGAUUCAGGUGGCAGUUCAGAGGAAAUUAUUUCUGUGUUUCCUCUGCCUCCUGAAGAACAUACUGAAGUUCUAUUGGAGGAUCCAGCUGGAGAGCAUUUGUUGGGGAAUGUAGGUAUGGGGAAUGAUCAUUCAGAAGUAAAUAAUGUUAUUGAAGAAUUGAAUACAGAACAUGAUAGUGUGGAAAAUAAUUCUCAUUUGCAAAAUGCUGAACAUAACCCGAGAGGUGCAGUUAGAUCCACGGAUAGAAACCAAAUUUCUCCCAAGGAAUUGAUAGUUGACGUGCCUUCGAUAGCAGCAGUUCUUUGUUGUGAUGAUGGUGGUUCUUUACCUCAAAAUCAAUCUUCAGGAUAUAAUGAAACACUCACUCAUGAGAUGCCGCUCCCAGAAAAUCAGAGUGGAACACAAGUUGAAGUGGAUGCUGGGCAGUAUGGAGCCAACAAUCCUGAAGCUGUAUUAAUUAAUAGUUCUGAGCAACAGCAGCCAGCUUCUGAUGUUUUUUCGCUUGCUGCUAACGAGCCACCGAGCGACGUUACGCAUCAUACCCAUAAUGAUCAAAGGAACUUUACCCCAGACCUUGGGUCUCCUCGUCAUGUUGAUGGGGAGACGAUGGAACCCUUACAGGCAGGUCGUAAUUCGGAAGAGUGUCCAUCUGUUGAUGUUGAGAUGUCACCCCUCAGCUGUGAUCGGACUAAUUUCUCAGAAGUCGGUAGAGUGGAUCCUAGACCCAUUUCAGAACAGGUUGCAUCUUCCCAGAAUAUUGGAACUCCAGUUCAAGUGCCAGGUUCCGCUGAGCUUCCUAGUCAAGCAGUUCUGCAACAUAACACUAAUAUUGCCGUUGUUCAAGGACCCAGGAACAUACCAGUUCAUCCUGACCAUCAGAUGGCCGCUUGGAAUUCAACUCUUCCUGUCAAUGCUGAUCCUCUGCAUAAAGAUUGGGAAAGGAUACAUAAAGAAAGGGAAAAAGGCGCCAAGAUUCUUGAGGACAUGAAAUUGCGUCUGAGAUCUGAUUGCGAGAAGGAGAUAGAGGAUAUGAUUGCACAAAUCCGUAAGAAAUAUGAUGAUAAACUUCAGGAGGCUGAGACAGUAUUUCUUCGGAAGAAGAAAGAACUUGAUGUGAAUCAGAACAAAGUUCUCAUGAAUAAGCUUUUGGCAGAUGCUUUCAGAUGCAAGUGCAUGAAUCUCAAACCUUCGGGGCUUCCAGGCAUGCGUCAAGUUGUGCCUUCUAGUUAUUUGCAGCAUCUACAUCAGGUAUCCCAGCAGCCUAAUUUGAGGUCUUCUCCUGUGACUGGUUCGUCUUCAGCUAGCCUGCAAAAUUCAGUCCCAGCUUCUUUGAGAGCUUCCCCUGUCACCGGUUUGUCCUCAGCUGGCCAAGCACAUGUUAGACAGGAGACUUCUGUCCCCUCUAAUCGUUCAGUACAUUCUGGUGGGAUUUCUCAGCCUACAGUUAGAUGUUCACCUGUUACUGGGUUGUCUUUAGCUGGCCAACCAGCACCUACUCAGCAGACAGCUAUUGUUAGUCGUUCAGCAGCACAGUCUGCAGGCAGGCCUCCUCUCAUCAGUGCAAUUACCCCGUCCACUGGUAAUCUUAGGGUAGGUGGCGAGAUCCGUGCUCCAGCCCCACAUCUUCAGCCUUUCAGACCUCCUACAUCCAUGUCUACUAGCAGCAGCCCCUCAACUCUGUGCACCACUAACAUGGCUGCAUCAUUAUCCUCACUUCCCCCACAUGUUUCUCUACAAACAUCAUCCCCAUCCCAACCUCCACAACAUCAAAUACCUACGCCGUUGGUUCCACAGUUAGCUGUAGAUCUUUCUAGUUCUCGGAAUGCGACUCCGCAGCAUGACAUUGGCGGAUUGCCUGCUGCACGAAACCCGUCUAUCUCUGCACAGGAACUGCUUUUUAAUGUGGAGAAUCAACCUCGUGCAAAUAGGCCGAACAUUAUGCCACCUUUACCAGAUGUGGGCUCUGACUUUGAUGUAUUGGACCUAUCUGAAUUUCAAACACUCGAUGGUGUACAGGGAGGUCCUACCUCUUCAGCCAUAGCUACUAAUGUAAGUGAUGUUGUGUGUGUGUCUGAUGAUGACUGACCUGUGACAGAUGAAGUGUAUUUUGUAGUCCGCGGGUCGUGUUUAUCAUGUGUUUGUAAAAAUGAAUUAUAAAAAAAGAGCAGAAAGGAAAAGAAAGGUAAAAGGAGAAAACUUGACAAGAUUAAAUAGGCUUGCAUGUCCUCUCCCACACCCCCCUUCUUUUCCUCUGGGAUUCCAUGAAUGCAGCUGUACAUGGUCCAUUCAUCUUUCUGUAUUAUACUAGGACGCAAUAUCAUCUGUUCACGUGUUCCCUUA
Molecule: messenger RNA, 8347 nt
Organism: Lycium ferocissimum
Lineage: Eukaryota; Viridiplantae; Streptophyta; Magnoliopsida; Solanales; Solanaceae
Product: helicase protein MOM1-like
Exons: 20
Coding region: 218-8092 (2624 amino acids)
Biological process (GO): heterochromatin formation
Molecular function (GO): ATP-dependent chromatin remodeler activity; ATP binding
Source: RefSeq, a predicted model, not a curated record